CCUCUCAAUUUGCUCAGUCAUCUCAGCAAAAAGCCGUCUUCGAUUUUAGUUGCCCAGCAGAAUUUUUCCAGUCUUCUCGUCGAAUCCACCAAGUCGUCAUCAGCAAGUAGAAAGGUUCUAAAGUCAUGUCGCGAGGGAGCAGUGCAGGUUUCGACAGGCACAUUACCAUAUUUUCGCCAGAAGGUCGGCUCUACCAAGUCGAGUAUGCCUUCAAGGCCAUCAAUCAAGGUGGAGUGACGUCCGUUGCUCUGAAAGGGAAUGAUUGCGCUGUUGUCGCCACCCAAAAGAAAGUUCCGGACAAGUUGUUGGACCCAUCUACAAUGACGCAUCUCUUCAAACUGACCAACUCUAUUGGCUGCGUUAUGACUGGAAUGAGUGCUGAUAGUCGUUCUCAAGUUCAGCGUGCGCGAUAUGAAGCAGCGAACUGGAAGUACAAGUUUGGUUAUGACAUUCCGAUUCACAUGUUGUGCCGUCGGAUUGCAGACAUUUGCCAGAUCUAUACGCAAAAUGCGGAAAUGCGUCCACUUGGCUGCUCCAUGAUGAUGAUAGGAAUUGAUGAUGAGACCAAAGCACCGUGCGUCUAUAAAACUGAUCCUGCCGGAUACUACUGUGGCUACAAGGCUUGCUCUGUAGGGGCCAAACAGACGGAAGCGUUAUCCUUUUUGGAGAAAAAGUUUAAAAAGAAUGAUAGCUACAAUGUGGACAGCGCUAUUCAGCUGGCCAUCCAAAGCUUGUGCACCGUGCUUUCAUCCGAUUUGAAACCCAGUGAGAUGGAAAUAGGAAUUGUAACGCAGGAGAAUCCUGGAUUUCGAGUUUUGUCCGAAUCAGAUGUUGAGCGUCACUUGACUGCAUUAGCAGAGCAGGAAAACUAAAAUAAACCUCUAUAUCAUCAUCAUUUAAUGUGUUUUUAUAUUACUUCUGUUCGAAAUAAUUAGCACCAGAACUGAAUUUGGAAAGAUACUGCGACUUUUAAAUUUAGUUACAAAUUAUUUGUAUUUCCACACUUUGUAUGCAAAUGUCUAAUAGUUAAUGGUGGAGUAAUGAUGAGAUGAAUAAACCUUUAAUAAAUCUUUACCAGA
Folsomia candida is the source of this 1079-nucleotide messenger RNA. Its product is annotated as proteasome subunit alpha type-6. The record is from RefSeq and is a predicted model, not a curated record. Bases 126 to 872 code for a protein of 248 amino acids. NCBI's taxonomy places the organism in Eukaryota, Metazoa, Arthropoda, Collembola, Entomobryomorpha, Isotomidae. Gene Ontology annotation, cellular component: cytosol; nucleus; proteasome core complex, alpha-subunit complex. The transcript has 6 exons. Gene Ontology annotation, biological process: ubiquitin-dependent protein catabolic process.